Pocillopora verrucosa is the source of this 2149-nucleotide messenger RNA. Lineage: Eukaryota; Metazoa; Cnidaria; Anthozoa; Scleractinia; Pocilloporidae. The record is from RefSeq and is a predicted model, not a curated record.
AGGUGAGCGGCUAAAGUCUCUGAUACGCGCGCUAUCCAGUCCAGUACAAAUUAAUUCUUAUAAACGAAAACUCGCAGUGACUUCCGCAGUAGUGGUGUUAGUUCAUGCAAGAACAAACACGGAAGAUUUGAAGGAUAAUGCAUACUGGUUAAGAUGCUGCACCAUUUCAUUGCACUGUUUGCUGUGGCCAUACUUUCUUCAUGUGAAGGGAUUUCCAGUCCUCAUCCUGCAAUCGAGUGCAUAAACCACACAGUUUUAAACGAGGCAAGCAGAUCUAGGUUUUUUACCAACUACAUCGAUAAGACCAGCGAUACCUCAUUAACGGGCUGGUUUACAUACAAUGGCUCAGCCGGUGCGCGCAUGGCAACAACUUGCGUUCCCGCUGAACACUGCGGUACGUUAGUUCCCGGAUGGCUGGCGGGUAACCAUCCAAGUGUAGACGAAGGUUUAGUAGUACGAUCAGUAUGUCUCUCCAUGUCACAAGUUUGUUGUAUGACAUCUGUGAGUGUACUUGUGAGGAACUGCAGCGGCUUCUUUGUCUACAAACUGGACGUGAAUGCAGGUUUAAGCUUUACUUUUCGAGUGUGUGGAGCUGGUAUUGAAGGAUCAUUGCCGCCUAAGCAAGUAGCGAUCAAGAAUAAGUUAGGCGAUGAAUGCACUGACUACAACACACUCAACGCACGUGAUAGAGCCGCAGACUAUUUCAGUUACAACACUUUGAAGUGUGACGCCUACCUACCCAGUGGCUGGUACAGGCUGGCUGGCCGCGCAGGGACUGUUAUGCCGACACAUUGCGUGCCCAAAAUGCAUUGUGGUACUCUGUCACCUGGCUGGUUGAAUGGCAAACAUCCAACUAAAGGGGAGGGUGUGGUGCAGCGUAUGGUUUGUUUUACAAAGGAUAACGAUUGUUGUCACUGGUAUAGUUUGGUGUUAGUGAAAAACUGCAGUGGUUUUAUGGUGUACAAAUUUGGACACUUUCCUACAGCUGUAGACUCCUGCAGCCUGCGAUACUGUGGAGCUGGAGAAGCUGGUUGCAGAGACAAAGAAGGAAACAGCUAUGACGUAUGGCAGAGUUGGAACCCAAAUCCUUUGUUCAAAUGUAUAUGUGCACCUAAUCUUAAAGUCGAGUGCCAAAAAACUGAAAGUGGCUGCUGGGAUUCCCAUGGCAACGCUUUUGCAAAUGGACAUGAGUGGCUUAGCAACAACAUGACUAAGUGUACCUGUAGCUAUGGAAAGAUAACCUGUACCAAGCUUUCUCGACCAGCUUGCACCGAUGAGAAAGGCAUGGUGCGGGAUCAUGGUACCCACUGGUUUUCAGGAGUCUGUUUCAAUUGCUCAUGCGUGGAUGGUUUGAUCAGUUGUGCGAAGUAUCGCGUGACUAUCAAGUAUGGGUUAUUCCAAGUUGAGACAAUUGGAAGAUGUAUACCGUGUCAUCAGCCAAGUAACGAUAUUUUACCAACAGGGGAUGGGACAGUCGCUGCUUGCCAGGUGUUCUUUCAGCUCAAGGCUUUAAAUGAGGUAUUUGGUUGUUCCAGUGGCGACUUCGUAAGGAAAGAACACGUGUGUAAUGGAGUCGCCGAGUGUCCGGACGCUUCUGAUGAGGCGCAGUGCCAGAAUGUUAUUUGUCGUGAUGAGGAAGGGCAGAUUCUAAUUCUAAAAGAUGUUUGGAAGGUGUCCGACUGUCUCAGCUGCGAGUGUACAGAGGGUCGUCUGAAAUGCAAGAGGACACUUCAAGUCAACUUCCCAGGCAAACACUUGGCAUACGUACCUUUUAAUGAGUCCUGUGAACAACCAGGGUGUAACGCUGUGGAGUUUAUUAAAGCCAGGAGAGAAACUUGUGAAGUAAUUGAAACCGUCGAAGGUGGCCACAUUUUGUCACGAGGAGACAACUGGGACUACAAAGGGUGUCAAUUCCUCUUUGAAGGACACAAGCAGAUCACAGGGUGCCCACAAAUGUCUCUAUCAACCUGUUAUAUCUACAAUGGAGCAGUCUGUUGUGCUGAGAAAUGCCCAGCACUCCCACAACUUGCAAGUCAGGUGCGCUGGGGUAUGAUGGUGUGUCCUGGAGGACUUCAGUUGAUAGCCAGUGAUGAUCAGUGUGACAUUAUCGACCCGAGUUGCCUGCCGGGAAACGGCUCCUGUAAAACGG